AUGUCCGUUCAGAGUGCGAUAUCAACCGCUAAAGAACUUCAGGAUGCAAUUACCGAAGCGAAGGACAAGUUACUCGCCCUGUACUUCCAUGCGAGCUGGUCGCCUCAGUGUAAGCAGGUGGAUGUAUUGCCCGAUCUUGCGAAAGACGACGAUCUGGCGCUGACAAGGUUCUGCAAGGUCGAUGCUGAGCAAGCCAAGGAUGUAAGCCUGAAGUAUAAAGUCACCUCAGUGCCAACAUUUGUCAUCCUUCUGAAUGGAAAGGAUGUUGACAGGGUAGAAGGCGUGAAUGUAAUGGAACUGGUGCGCAAACUGAAGGCACUGAAAGUACGAGUGGAGAUGCCACCACUUGCGGCUGCUGAGAACCGGGAGCUAAUGCAGAGGCUGCAGGCCAUCACAGCCCAGGCUCCUUGUGUGCUUUUCAUGGAGGGAAGCAAAAAUGCACCUGCUAAAGGUGACAGCUCAGAUGCAGUGGCUUUGCUACAAAAAGCUGGCCUUGAGUUCCAGCAUUUUGACGUGACCACAGACUCAGUACUUCGGCAGCAGCUCAUUGAGCGUUUGACAAACAAGGGAGCUUCCAAUUACCCACUGUUGUUUGUCAAUGGAGAGUUUGUUGGUGGCAUUGAUAAAAUAAAAAGGCUGGAUGAACAAGGACAGCUGGCCCACCUGUGUGCUUCUGGAGACCUGACACAGAGACUGCAGCAGCUCAUCAGUAAGGCACCAAUCAUGGUCUUCAUGAAAGGCUCACCUGACUCUCCUCGGUGCGGCUUCAGUCGAACUUUGGUGGAGAUGUUCAAGAAGCACAAAGUCACCUUUGACAGUUUUGACAUUCUGACAGAUGAAGAUGUGCGACAGGGUCUCAAGCAGUACUCAAACUGGCCAACAUACCCACAGGUGUACGUCAAAGGAGCACUUAUUGGUGGCCUCGAUAUAAUCAAGGAACUGGAAGAGAGUGGUGAGCUUGAAGCUGCUCUAAAUCCAUGACUACCUAGUGCAUCAUGCUCUUUCACAUGAAUAAACUCCAUUUGUGCUACCUGGCCA
Messenger RNA from Rhipicephalus sanguineus (brown dog tick), 1038 nucleotides. It is a transcript of the gene Grx3, whose product is annotated as glutaredoxin-3-like. The record is from RefSeq and is a predicted model, not a curated record. Lineage: Eukaryota; Metazoa; Arthropoda; Arachnida; Ixodida; Ixodidae.